Molecule: messenger RNA, 345 nt
Organism: Racocetra fulgida
Lineage: Eukaryota; Fungi; Glomeromycota; Glomeromycetes; Diversisporales; Gigasporaceae
Source: the annotation of a GenBank genome assembly
GGUAUCAAAAUAACUUGUGAAUCGUGUAUCAUUCGGCAUUUGCACGAUAGUUUUGAAAAAUGGACUUCCGGUAAUGCAUUUAUUGACGGCCUCCUGCAAAGAUACCAAUUAGAACUACAAUUAACACCGGAAAAACUUGUUGAAUGGGUACCUUAUGAAAACUUUGAAAAUAUCGAAUACAAAACUAAAGGUGGAUAUGGAUUUAUAUAUACAGCAAUUUGGACCAAUGGAUGGAUUUCUGAUUGGGAUGAUGCUAAUAAACAAUUCAUCAGAAUUGGAUCAAAAAAGGUCGCUUUGAAAUUACUAAAUAAUUCAAGUAAUCCAAAUGAAGAAUUUUUUGAAGAG